This is a messenger RNA of Parascedosporium putredinis, 1170 nucleotides long. The record is from the annotation of a GenBank genome assembly. Lineage: Eukaryota; Fungi; Ascomycota; Sordariomycetes; Microascales; Microascaceae.
AUGUCGACUGACGAUAUUCCGAAUCGCGGCCCUCAGCUGCUGGCCGCCAACUUGUUCUUCGCCGUCGCCACUUUGGUGGCCGUGGGCCUCCGAGUCUUUGUUCGCACCCGCAUCGUCAAGAGCUUCGCCGCCGACGAUGCGAUCAUGGUGGCUGCGUUGGUGUGUUUUGAGGCGUACAUUGGUUUUUCAGUUACCGGCAUCCAUUUCGGAACCGGUCAUCACCAUGCAGACUUGACGGAUUACCAAGUCAAGACGGCGAUGAUGUUUUGGUGGAUGUGCUAUCUAGGCUACUCGAUAACCAUGAUGUUGUCGAAAGCAUCCAUUGCCGCCUUCAUGCUUCGGAUCGUCGUCCAACGCUCUCACAUCUGGACCAUAUACAUCGCCAUAAGCUUGACCAUCGUGGCCGGCACCAUCUUCUUCUUCGUCUCCCUCUUCCAGUGCCACCCCAUCUCCUACUUUUGGAACAAGGACCAGAACGGCUCCUGCCUCAACGUGGACAUCAUCAUCGCCCUCGGCAUCCUCUACAGCGUGUUUUCCGCCAUCACCGAUCUGGCCUUUACCAUUCUCCCCAUCUUCAUCGUGUGGAACCUCAAGAUGGAGAGACGUGCCAAAAUCGCCCUCAUCCCCAUCAUGUGCAUGGGUACCAUUGCUACAGUAGCAGUGGUGGUCCGAAUCGCGUACUUGCCAAACCUCAAGAAGCCAGACUUCCUAUGGGAAACUCUCGACACCGCCAUCUGGUCUACGGUCGAGAUGGGCUUGGCCAUCACGGCAGGUUCCAUCGCCACCCUUCGCCCCUUACUUAGAAUGGCAGCACACAAACUUGGCUGGCAGACGGGGUCCUCGGGGACCAACCCUUCCGGGGACUCGAGGCUCCGCGCUCGAUCACGUGUCAAGACGCCUGCCCACAAUACGUCAGAUAUGCUCCGCCUGUCGUCGAUCCCAAAGAGUCAAAGCCCCGGAUGGGACAAUCGCGCGCCGGACCUCGAGGGUGGUGCUCGCAACAAGGGCGCCUAUGGGUGCGUGGUAUCCGUGGAGGCUGACACGGAUGUAACGCCAGUGGACCCGGACCACAUCGUCGUGUCCAUCCAACAUAGCCAGUCUGUCCAUCGGACGGCGUACUGGAGUGAUAGCGAGGAGCGUCUAGCAAAGAGCGAUGGCAUGUCUCGUUAA